UCUCACAGCUGGUAGUUAACGCAGGAGGGGCUGCUGCUGUAAUUGACUGUAUUGGCUCCUGCAAAGGGAACACACGGCUGCCUGGCAUCAUGAUGCUUGGUUACGUAGCAGCUCAUUCUGAGAACCUAGCAAUGGCAGUCAUCAUUUCUAAGGGUGUACCCCAGCUGUCAGUCUGCUUGUCAGAAGAACCAGAAGAUCAUAUUAAGGCUGCCGCUGCUUGGGCUUUAGGACAGAUUGGAAGACAUACUCCUGAACACGCACGGGCUGUUGCAGUCACAAAUACUUUGCCAGUUCUGCUUUCUUUGUACAUGUCAACAGAAAGUUCUGAGGAUCUUCAAGUAAAAAGUAAAAAAGCCAUAAAGAAUAUCCUGCAAAAGUGCACCUACCUACCAGCCCUCGAACCAUUUCUGUAUGAUGCUCCUCCCAAUAUCCUGAAGCAUGUGGUUGGACAGUUUAGUAAGGUGCUGCCACAUGAUAGCAAAGCUCGACGACUUUUUGUAACAAGUGGUGGCCUUAAAAAAGUUCAAGAGAUAAAAGCAGAACCUGGUUCUCUCCUUCAAGAUUACAUCAACAGUAUUAACAAUUGUUACCCAGAGGAAAUAGUGAGGUAUUAUUCCCCUGGAUAUUCAGAUACUCUUCUGCAGAGGGUGGACAGCUAUCAACCACUUAUUAACUAAGCAAAGUUGUAGUCUGAUACUCAAAUUCACAGCAGAGUAGUUAUGAGUAACAGUAGUUAAAUCUUUCUAAAUAUUUGAACUAAGUAUAUUCUAGAUGUAUUUAAUGGGAAAUACCUUUAGAUAAUAUUUUCUAAAUUUAUAUAAUACUUUAAAUAUUAGUAGCUUGAAUGAGGAACUAUUCAUGGUCAUUCAAGUGCGUAGGAUUUGCUCUAAAGGUAGAUUUUAAAAACACGUUAAAGGGCUUUAAGGCAUUUAUUAUUCUGUUAAAAACCACACACACUCGUAAAUGCAGACACCUCCAAUGAGAUACAGAUAAGAGAUGGUGUUCCAAAACCCUAAAUUAUUCUUGCCAAUUUCUCAUAGGCAUAAGCAAGGAAAACUGGUCUUGCUAACUAUAUAGUAGGAUAGAGAAGAGAAAUCUUUCAAAGAGGAAACUGAUGACAGAUACAUAGGGCACUUGAAGGAGACUCUGAUGCUAGUUGCUUAAGUAUGUUAACUUAAGACACAGACUGUACGGGUAACCUGUUAGGUUUUGCCAAGAGUUUAGGAAGAAUUUACUCCUCUUUAUCACAAGUUGUCCAAACUCCCUUCCCCACCCUAUCUAACGUGUUCCUUGCCUUUCAUGGGGCCAGUGACGGUAGAAUUCAGAAUAAAGAGUUAUACUCCUGCAGACAUGCUCUCCCUCUCAUUGAAAGGUUUCUUAGUCUAGCUCUGCUCAUGAAUAAACAAAGAAGCAGGCAUGUAAAAUGGACCCUUGUCCUAGCUUCACUUUCCCAAGUUUCAAAAGCCACAUAUUCAGGGAUUUAAGGAAUAAUUUGAAGAUAAUACCAUCAGGCUCAGACUUUAAAUACAUUUUCACUUAGGAAGCGGUAAAGGGGCGAAAGAGAGUUUCAAUAAAAUUUUAAAUAAAAACAGCA
Messenger RNA from Cebus imitator (Panamanian white-faced capuchin), 1594 nucleotides. Its product is annotated as sperm-associated antigen 6-like. Gene Ontology annotation, molecular function: microtubule binding. Bases 90 to 677 code for a protein of 195 amino acids. The record is from RefSeq and is a predicted model, not a curated record. Gene Ontology annotation, biological process: neuron projection extension; filopodium assembly; epithelial cilium movement involved in extracellular fluid movement. Gene Ontology annotation, cellular component: axoneme; acrosomal vesicle; sperm principal piece. NCBI's taxonomy places the organism in Eukaryota, Metazoa, Chordata, Mammalia, Primates, Cebidae. The transcript is spliced from 5 exons.